Messenger RNA from Fusarium subglutinans, 3612 nucleotides. RefSeq names its product ABC transporter. The transcript is spliced from 13 exons. The record is from RefSeq and is a predicted model, not a curated record. The coding region runs from base 1 to 3612 and encodes 1203 amino acids. Gene Ontology annotation, molecular function: ABC-type transporter activity; ATP hydrolysis activity; ATP binding. Gene Ontology annotation, biological process: transmembrane transport. Lineage: Eukaryota; Fungi; Ascomycota; Sordariomycetes; Hypocreales; Nectriaceae. Gene Ontology annotation, cellular component: membrane.
AUGCGCUCAACCAGGCCAGCCGACCUUGCGGUUCUCUUCUCGCUCCUAUCCUUGGGAUUUGAUGUAGCUGUUGUGAUACAAAAGGCUCCCGAGGAGUGCUUGAUACCCGCCACACAGAUAGCUCUAAAGCUUCUUCUGGUCGCAACAGAAAGCCGAAGCAAACGACGGAUUCUCAAAAGUCCGUACUCUACCCAAGCUCCUGAGGAGCUCGCAGGACUUCUCAGCAGGGUAUUCUCCUGGUGGAUCAACCCUAUCCUCGCUUUGGGAAAUAGGAAAAUACUUUCUGGUGAUGAUCUACCUCCAAUUGACCACCUCCUUCGAUCCGAGAAGCUCCGUCGCGAUGGUUUGAAGGCGUGGGACCAGAGGGCCAGACCAUUGAACAAGAUUGCACUACCCAUCUGCCUCGCCAAGAGUAUGCUACCUCAGUUUAUGGCACCAGUCAUCCUUCGGUUAUGCCUGAUAUUCUUUCGUUACGCACAGCCGGCUCUCAUUAGUUCUGCGGUUCAUACACUAAGCAGCCACUCCGAUGGGACGGUGUUUGAAGCAGUUUACCACCAUCGUUUGAACCGACUCAGCAUCAUGACUAAAGGGACACUCGUCGGACUUAUUAAUAACACAACCCUGCGUCAAUCAUCUGCUAGCUACAACGAUGGGAUAGCCCUCACUCUGAUUAGCACAGAUACAGAGAGCGUGAUGAGAUUCUCGAGCAUGUUCCAUGAAACUUGGGCACAUGUCCUUGAGGUCAUGAUCGGGAUGGCAAUGUUGGCUAGGCAAAUUCGUUGGGCCGCCCCAGUACCUCUGGUGAUUAUCUUCCGUGAGACUUCUUCCAGUUCGGAUUUUCUCUUCACCGAGACUUUACUUCAGAGGCUUCGAGCCCAAGAAUUAGAGAUGGCGAAGAAAGUGCGGUGGAUGAUGGUCGCGUAUAACGCUAGUGCCAAUGCGCUCGGAAUAUUCUCUCCUAUACUAACUUUUGUCAUAUUCGUCAUGUAUGCUAACCUCCGCGGGUCGACUCUCGAUGCCAAGACUGCGUUUACGACAACAGCGCUUCUUGGACUGGUAACCCAUCCCGCAAACAUGAUCAUGACUAUUGUGCCCCGUGCCAUCGGCUCUUUGGCCGCUUUUGGAAGAAUCCAAGACUAUCUUGUCCGGCCUGGUCGAGCUGAUGAGAGACGCUUAUUGAAGCCAAAGAUGAAGGAUGAUGAAUCUUCACCGGCGAUUUACUUGGAAGGCGUCAAUGUUCAGUCCCAAUCAUCGUCCCGUCCGGUUCUCGAAAACAUCAAUCUCAGCAUUAAUAAAGGCUCAAUAAUCGUAUGCGCUGGGGCAGUUGGAAGCGGAAAGACAGUCCUCGCCCAAUGCAUUCUAGGCGAGAUUCCUACGUCGAAGGGUACAAUCUCAGUGUCCACCAAGCGGAUUGCUUGCUGCGAGCAAUCUCCCUGGUUGCCGGGCGGAACUCUGAAAGAAGCGAUUUGUAGCUUCGGAAAGUUUGAGCCUGGCUGGUAUAGGCAUGUUGUUGAGCUUUGCUGCCUCGAUCAGGAUAUUUCAGCCUUGCCGCUCGGGGACAACACUGUGAUUGGGAGCCGGGGUCUGAAGCUCUCGGGAGGUCAAAGACAGCGUUUAUCGCUCGCCCGCGCGGUCUAUGCUCGGUGCGAAAUUGUGCUUCUUGACGAUAGCUUCUCAGCUCUCGACCACAACACAGAACGGAAGGUCGUUUCUAAUCUGCUAGGAACGCAGGGCCAUUUCCGUAAGAUAGGCAUUACAGUUGUUUUAAUUGCUAACUCCACUAAACACUUUGACCUGGCGGACUCGAUUGUCAUUCUUGAGAACGGAAGGGUCACCUACGAAGGGCCAUCGAACAAAAUGAGGGAAGAAGCGACACAUUUACGUCAGACGCAUAUCAAAUUAGCGGUGGCUGAAGCCAACACCAAUCUUGUCGAAACGAACAAGACAAUCCAGAGCCAGACUCUCGAAGUAACCGAGGCCAUGGUUGAUUUGGGCAGAUCAACUGGAGAUUUCUCCCUAUAUGGAUACUACCUGAGAGCUUUGCACCCGCGGAACUUCUUCAUACUUAUCGGUUGCACAGCUUCAUACUCAUUCUUUGUGACCUUUCCACAGUACUGGCUGCAGAAGUGGACGGAAUCUCCAGGCUCUCAGACGACAUUCUAUAUCGGAGGAUACAUCAUCCUUUCACUCCUGGCCUGGACAGCCACGAAUGGGUCAAUGUGGUUCAGUGAAGAUAUGCAGCUCGUUGACAAGAGCCUACCUCCAGCGAUCCUUUCUCUUUCCAACCAAAUCUUCAAGCUUCUGGUGCAGGCCGCUCUCCUUUUCAGUGCCCAGAGACUGCUGGCUGCCACGCUGCCAAUUUGUGUUUUGGUAGUCUACGUUGUACAACGGGUAUAUCUACGGACAUCUCGUCAACUUCGUCUGCUCCAAUUGGAAUCGAAAUCUGCUGUUUACUCAAGCUUUCUUGAGUCCGUCGAGGGUGUCGUCAGCAUCCGGUCGUUCGGCUGGGUGAAGCAAGCUGAGACGAAUAGUAUGCAGUGUCUCGAUAAGUCGCAGCAACCAGCUUACAUUCUUCUCUGCUUGCAGCUCUGGCUGAACAUUGUUCUAGACUUAGUCAUUGCUGCCAUGGCCGUGAUUUUGAUCACUUUGGCAGUCUUCUCGGAGGGCAGCACAACAGCUGGACAGAUUGGGAUGUCGUUGAACAUUGUUCUUGUCGCUAACUCGACGCUUUUAGCCCUUGUCACAUCUUGGGCGAAUUUGGAGAUAUCUCUAGAAGGAGAAACUGUAGCGGAAGAACAGCUAGCGCCCGGAGCAAUAAUCCCCGAGUCUUGGCCUUCGCGCGGGGCAGUUCAGAUCCGUGACCUUACAGUCUCUUACGAAGAGAAACACGUGCCUGCAUUGAAUAAUGUUAGCAUAUCCAUUGAACCGGGUCAGCAUUUAGUGAUUUGCGGUAGGACUGGCAGUGGGAAAAGCACUCUCCUUCUCGCCUUGCUCCGUCUUCUCAAUACUCAAUCAGGAUCUAUUGAAGUUGAUGGCAUUGAUUUGAGCCUGGUUCCUCUGUCAACAAUACGAGAGCAAUGUUUCAUCACCGUGACGCAAGAUCCAUUUCUGCUCGCACAGGCUAGCCUUCGUUUCAACUUGGACCCUUCAGAAACUCUUUCCGAUAGUGUAAUCAUGAAGGCACUUGAACGAACUGGGCUUUGUGGACAUUUCGGCAUUAACACGCAGGCAAACCUGGUAGACAUCCUGGACGACCCUCUCAGUUCAUUGCCUCACAUGUCAACUGGGCAAACACAGCUAUUUGCCUUGACCAGAGCUAUCCUCCGAGUAGAACAUUCUUCAAUUACAGGAACAAAACCUAUUCUACUUCUGGACGAGGCGACUUCAUCAGUUGAUGGUGUCGCAGAAUCUAUCAUGCGGGGUAUCAUUAAAGAGGGGUUUACUGAUAACGGACAUACUGUGAUCGAGAUAACCCACCGGUUGUCUGGUUAUGAGGAUAUCGCUAGAACUGGAGGGGAGAGUCGACGGGUGAAAGUGGUUCUCCUUUCGCAGGGGGAGAUUCAGAGUCAGGGAAGAAUUGAGGAUAUGCUCGAUUUUGGCAAGACGGCUUAG